AUGAUUCCAUGGCAGGGUCCAUUCCAUGUAUCUCUUAAUGCAGAGGAGUCAACCAUUCAAGUGUUCUGGCCUGUUUUGGAGAAGUUAUAUAAAGCUCUAUUUGGAAGGUUGGUCAAAUUUAGAGAAACAUAAGAAAUCAAAAGCAGUAUGCUUUAGCUUCGUACACCUGUAGGUUGGGAGACGCUAUCAGUUAUCAUAAGGCCACAAAAAUAAUAAUUAUUAUAUUCACUAAAUUUUUAGAAACAAGAGAUUUCCCAAGAAGCCAAAAUCUGAAAAAAUUUCGUUAAUAUCAUCACUUGCAUUUGGAGGCUGGCUGAUAGUUCGAGACGUGGUCUUGGAUUUGUUUGGUUCAAGUAAAUAUCCACAGUACAUAAUGUUGGUCAACCUACUCGAUGAGAUAACAUGCUUCAGUACGUACUACUACAAUGUAUUCUUUCGUGGUGGAAACUUUGACAGCUGGAUGCAGUCCAUGCUGAGGGCUUCCAUGAUCUUCAUCAACUUCAGAGGCAGAAACUACGACAAGGCAACCUUAACUCAGUUGAGUGAUCUUCUGUUCCAUGUAUCAGACAACACAGACCUUGGAGAAAAGAUGCAAGAGUUCCUGCAAGUUUUUACUGAAAAGAAAAUUGAGAUACUUCAUUCCAUAUUACGAUGGUAGGAAAAAUAUUAAACUUUUGAAUUUAAGUAGGAAAGAUACAAAUCAGAAAGAAUACCUAACACAGAAGUAUUCAUUGUUUUUAAGUUGACUUUUGCUUUGGUAAUCGUCUUUUAGGUCCUUGAGACCCUUUGAUAAAAGUCUUUGCUUAAAGUCACAAAAGUCUUUUGCUCUUGUAGCUUACUUAACCAAUAAGGAGCUUGCAAUGAAAAAAUUGGAUAUUUGACACAUUGUCCACAAAGUUACUACAAUAAUAAAAUAAGAGUUAUAUUAUUGAUUACUUUGUUACAGUAAUGUACCUAUUUGGGCUAUUCCACAACUGAUAAACACGAUUGCCCAUGCACUAAGUGGAAGACGCUUCGACGCUGAUUUUAUGGAAUGGUUUUUACCAAACUACUUAUGA
Messenger RNA from Porites evermanni, 1058 nucleotides. The record is from the annotation of a GenBank genome assembly. Lineage: Eukaryota; Metazoa; Cnidaria; Anthozoa; Scleractinia; Poritidae.